AUGGCUGAAACUAAUAAUGUUGUAGUAUUAAAAUCAAGUCGUCAAUUAAAAGGCUUAUUCACAAUUAUCAGAAAUCGUGAUACAAAAAGAGAAGAUUUCAUUUUUUAUUCAGAUAGAAUUAUUCGUCUUUUAAUUGAAGAAGGUUUAAAUUGCCUCCCAUUCGAAGAAACCACAAUCACCACACCAACUGGCGCUGAAUACAACGGUGUUUCAUUCGCUAGUAAAAUCUGUGGUGUUAGUAUCGUUAGAGCUGGUGAAUCAAUGGAAGCUGGUCUUCGUGCUGUUUGUAAACAUAUCAAAAUUGGUAAAAUUUUAAUUCAAAGAGAUGAAGAGACAGCAAUGCCAAAAUUAUUAUAUGCUAAAUUACCAAAUGAUAUUGCUAAAAGACAUGUAUUAUUAUUAGACCCAAUGUUAGCUACUGGUGGUACUGUUACACAAGCCAUUGAAGUCCUUUUAGAAAGAGGUGUAAAAGAAGAAAAUAUUGUUUUUAUUAAUUUAGUUGCCGCCCCAGAAGGUAUCAAAUAUUUCCAAGAUAGACAUCCAAAAGUUAAAAUUGUUACUGGUGAAAUUGAUGAAAGACUUAAUGAAAAGAAAUACAUUAUGCCAGGUAUUGGUGACUUUGGUGAUUUAUACUUUGGUACCAAUCAUCAUUAAAUAACGAUAUAAAAAAAAUAAAUAAAAUCAUUUUAAAGU
This is a messenger RNA of Dictyostelium purpureum, 693 nucleotides long. RefSeq names its product uracil phosphoribosyltransferase. The coding region runs from base 1 to 654 and encodes 217 amino acids. NCBI's taxonomy places the organism in Eukaryota, Evosea, Eumycetozoa, Dictyosteliales, Dictyosteliaceae. The transcript has 5 exons. The record is from RefSeq and is a predicted model, not a curated record.